AUGGCUCCCAACCUGCACAUCCGCGAGGCCGUCAAUGGGGUCUCAAGGUCCUUCUCAAACCUUGUCAAGCGCAUUGAAAUCGCCAUCACACCCACAAGUCCACCCGGUCUCAUCCAAGCGCAAACUGUCGACCCCUGGGAAAAGUCUGGCAAAUAUGGCCGAGGAUGGUCAUACUUCGCCAUUGCCUUGAUCGGCACCGUUCUCAUAAUGCGGGUCUGGCAUCUCUGGCAGGACAAGAUUCGACAGGCCAUCUAUAAGCAAGAGGUGGAGGAGCAUUACCGAAACCUGUACAGCAUGCAGGAAGAGUAUGCCAUGUCCGGCGGAAUCCCGGGCGCACAGAGCCCACGACUCUUCCAUGAAGGCGACGCGCCUGGUGAGAAGGCCUUCCGACCAAAGGCGCACUUCUCCUCUGUCAGCAUUGUCAACGAUACCCUGGCUCUGUUCCGUUGGAUCUUUUACCGCCCCAUCCCGGACUUUGUAUGGGGAAGACGUCGAAUUACCUUUUCGUCACUGGCCGUUCUCACUACCGUCUUCGUCUCGCUCAUCUUUGUCGUCCUUUACUGCUUCCUUCAGCAGCCCCUGUACUGGCAGAGCAUUCAGUAUGGCUCACCGCCAUUGGCGAUUCGCGCGGGCAUGAUUGGUGUCGCCUUGACGCCUUGGAUUAUUGCGACGAGUAUGAAGGCAAACCUCUUGACCAUUCUCAUCGGCAUCGGCCCUGAGCGGCUCAACGUAUUCCACCGAUGGGCGGGCUAUCUCCUGCUGUUCCUCUCACUCGUCCACGCCAUCCCAUUUUAUGUCCAGCCCGUCUGGGAUGAUGGCGGCAUGGAAGUGUUCCAACGCCUGUUCCCCGGUGGCAGUGGUAUUAUCUACGGCACCGGCAUUGCCUGCCUGGUGCCCCUUAUCUGGCUUUGUGUGGCGUCUCUCCCCUUCAUCAGGAGAAUGGCAUACGAGGUGUUUGUCCUUCUCCACAUCCCAGUGGGAAUCCUCUAUGUCGGCCUCCUUUUCUGGCACACAAAGAACUUUCUCAUGUCAUGGGCCUAUCUCUGGACUACUGUUGGCAUUUGGGUCUUCUGCUACUUCUUGAGACUGUUCAAGCUCAACUGGACCAAGCCCUGGCGCAUGUCCUUCCUUGUUGGCGACGAGGCUGCCAUCACACUCAUGGCCGAGAACGCCAUCAAGAUCACCAUCCCAACCCAACAGCGAUGGAAGCCCGGACAAUACUUCUAUCUCCGAAUGCCGGGUAUCUCUCUCUUUGAGAACCACCCCUUUACUGUCGCUUCACUAUGCAGUGACGACUUCCCUUCGGAAUAUGGUGAAGAGUACCGUGACUGUACUCUCGUCUUCCGACCCUAUGGAGGAUUUACUCGUCGGGUCCUGGAGACGGCCAUUGAGAAGGGACCGUUCCAUACUUAUCGUGCUUUCCUGGACGGCCCCUAUGGUGGAAUGCGUCGUGAUCUCGCUGCCUUUGACACCUGCAUUCUCAUUGCGGGAGGCAGCGGUAUCACUGCGCUUGUGUCGCAGCUCCUGAAUCUUAUCAAGAGAAUGCGAGAUGGCAAGGCCAUUACCAAGAAGGUCGUUGUCGUCUGGGCUUUGAAGCGACUUGAGGCGAUGGACUGGUUCCGCGAGGAGCUGCGUAUCUGCCGAGAGUCUGCUCCCCCUGAGAGUGUCACUUGCAAGUUCUUUGUCACCUCAGCUGUUAGAGCACGCCCUGGUAUGGAUGCGCCAGGCCCCUUCAACCAGGGCCCUCCCAAUGCCGGCCCCAACAACCCCCGGGCUCUGAGCCACAUGUUUCACGACAAGCUUGAUGGGUUUGUGGCUGGUAUUGCCUCAAAGCGAAACUCGGCCUUGAUCCAGUCCGAGGCUCAGGGUGAUCCGGAGCGCGAGCGAGAACUCCGUGCUGAGGAUGAGGAUCGCAUCACUGCUCUUCCUCAGCAGAAGUACCUCCAGCCUCACUCAUUCCCGCCUCCACCCCCCGGAACACCACCCACUAAUCGAGAGGAGGCGUACAAGAAGCUCGAUAAUUAUGGUUAUCCCGAGGACAAGAAACCGGCAGUUGAUGAAGACGAUCAGCCUGCAAAGGAAGAAUUCCGAUUUAGGCCAAUGAACGUUGAAAACCCACCUCACUUUAACUACGCACCACCGAGACCAUCUCAAGAGCCGAGGCCGGAAGACGACGACUUGCCGGUCCGGGCUCCGGAGCUCGCGCAUCUCCGAACUACCAACCUGGAACCCGCACGGCCCCGGCCUACAUCGACAUUCGGACCCCCUUCGGGCUUCGACUUUGGUUUCGCCAGCACGCCGACCGAAUUUCAGAAGAGCUUGAUGCGGUUCGCAUUCCCCGUGCCCCACCAGAUCGAUGGAGGAUGGAGUGUGGAGUAUGGCCGACCUGACCUGGGUUACAUGCUCAAGGAGUGGGCGACCGGUGGCCCCGAUGGACGGGGUAUUCUUGGCCGGCGCACGGCGGUGUUUGUGUGCGGGCCGCCAUCCAUGAGAGUCGGCGUUGCCAACACGGUGGCACGGCUGCAGGCCGAGAUCUGGGGCGACGACGAACUGGAGGAGAUUUUCUUGCACACCGAGAACUUUGCCCUAUAA
This is a messenger RNA of Fusarium keratoplasticum, 2592 nucleotides long. Its product is annotated as FAD-binding FR-type domain-containing protein. Lineage: Eukaryota; Fungi; Ascomycota; Sordariomycetes; Hypocreales; Nectriaceae. Gene Ontology annotation, biological process: copper ion import; iron ion transport; intracellular iron ion homeostasis. Gene Ontology annotation, cellular component: plasma membrane. The coding region runs from base 1 to 2592 and encodes 863 amino acids. Gene Ontology annotation, molecular function: ferric-chelate reductase activity. The transcript has a single exon. The record is from RefSeq and is a predicted model, not a curated record.